AUGAAAAUACACGGGUUUAUUGUUAUACUGGCAUUAUUUCCUCAAGCCUUUAGAUGUGAAGUAAAAAACCUGGAGUUCACUUUACGAAACAAAAGUGACCUGAUCAUGUUAGCUAUGGAUGAGCAGCACAGCGCAGAAGGAGAUUUAGAUUGUGCCAUGAAAUGUGCAAUGAGCCAAAGUGAUUGUGACAGUUUUAUUUAUGACGACAACAGUAAAGACUGCAAGUUGGGUUUUUGUACUCUACCAAAGGACGUGGUCACCACAUCAAUACCUCCACCACCAACCAACUCUAAACUUUUCACAAGUACAUUUUACUUGGAUGGGAAUGGGAUAAUGGGAUCUUGUCACACGGCUGCUUGCAUUGCACAAGGAAAAAUUCUAAAAACACAGACCAGAGUUCUGUACAACCCAGCUGUUUAUAAAUCUUGUGCCGACGUGAAGAACUCCACCAACUCCAGACAACUUUUACAACUGUCGUCUGGUCUUGUCGUCAUGUGUGACACAGUGACAGAUGGAGGGGGCUGGACAAUUUUCCAACGUCGCGUCUCCGGCGUCGUGGACUUUUACCGCAACUGGGAGGAAUACAAACACGGGUUCGAAGACUUCGACGCGGGAGAAUUUUACCUCGGCAACGAAAACAUUUACUGUCUGACAGCAAACAGGUCUUAUGAGCUCAGGAUUGACAUGACAUAUCAAGGUAAAAGUUACUACGCUUCAUAUUCAAGUUUUACACUGUACCCAGAAAGUGAAUUUUAUAAAUUGUCUGUAAGCGGAUUCUCAGGAAAUGUCGUUGACUCGCUAGCGUACACCAGCAACCAGAAGUAUACCACGUAUGACAAAGACAACGACAUGGCUACCUAUAACUGUGCUGUAUUUGCCCAUGGUGCUUGGUGGUACAACUCCUGUCUGCGUGCAAAUCUCAAUGGUGUCUAUGGCAGUAACGUGUAUGGUAAAGCUAUCGUCUGGUUUGGUAUCACUGGUAUCAACAGCAGUUUGGACACCACAGAAAUGAAAAUUAGGAUUACUUAA
Messenger RNA from Physella acuta, 1029 nucleotides. Its product is annotated as microfibril-associated glycoprotein 4-like. The record is from RefSeq and is a predicted model, not a curated record. NCBI's taxonomy places the organism in Eukaryota, Metazoa, Mollusca, Gastropoda, Physidae.